This is a messenger RNA of Acipenser ruthenus (sterlet), 8327 nucleotides long. RefSeq names its product adhesion G protein-coupled receptor B2-like. The record is from RefSeq and is a predicted model, not a curated record. Gene Ontology annotation, biological process: cell surface receptor signaling pathway; negative regulation of angiogenesis; G protein-coupled receptor signaling pathway. Gene Ontology annotation, cellular component: plasma membrane. Lineage: Eukaryota; Metazoa; Chordata; Actinopteri; Acipenseriformes; Acipenseridae. Gene Ontology annotation, molecular function: G protein-coupled receptor activity. The transcript has 32 exons. Bases 700 to 5271 code for a protein of 1523 amino acids.
GCUGACGUCAGGUAAAGCAGGCUCGUUCUGGGUGCUGAUACGGGAGCGCGCCUCUCUUUUCUGCGCUGGCUGAAGAGGUCGGCAGCUGCUGUUGGCGUGUGCUGUACUGUGCUGCGCUGCGCUGCUGUGUCUGUGUUUAUGGCUAUCUGAAUGCAAACGCUGGAGAGUGAGAGAGACUUCCAACCACUGUAUGCAGCGAGUGCAGUCAGCUUUAAGACGGGAGAAGCUAGGUGCAGACUCAGAGAGUCAAGGAAUGAAAAUAAGACCCGACCCCCAUCACGUCUGCCCGUGGUUCAAACUGAAGAUGCGCUUCCAACAGAUUUGGAAUACAGUUCGACAGGUGUUGGAGGAGCUAUGAAGACGUGUCUAGGAUUAAUAGCUUCUCAUCCAACUAUGACGACCACGGCUACCACUACUACGAGUUCACCAGUGUGUGCCUAAAACUGGCUUAUUUUUUUGUUUGUUUGUUUUGUGUUUGGCUUUUUCUUGUUUUUUUGUUUCUUUUUGUUUGUUUUUGGAGAAGAGCAGUUACUGUUUUUUUUGUGUUUUUUUUUCUCUCAAAAAGGAAGAUUGUUGUAAUAACAUCCCCCCACUCAUACUGAAACAUCCGAGCGAUGGAAAACUUCAUUUGGAUCCACGAAUCAGACAGUAAAAUAUCUAAUAACUGUUGCUAACAGCGAUCAGGACAAAUGACAUAGGAUGAUCACUGCUGGUCACCUCUUUCUGUCUGUGCUGUCAUCCCUUCUUGUGCUGGCUGCGGGCUUGGAGCUUCUGAGUCAGGACAACGUGUGCUCCACGGUGGUCGCGGGGGUGCUGUACGGCUCCUUCUCGCUCAAGGACGUCUUCCCCAAGAUCGCGGCGGGCUGUUCCUGGACCCUGGAGAACCCAGACCCCACCAAGUACUCGCUCUACUUCAAAUUCAAUCGGGAGGAGCACGCCUGCCUCCACUUCUCCCCUAUGGUGUUGCCGCUGGACCACUACCUCUCCAACCACACAUGCACCCAGCUGGACUACAUCGACUACGAAGGAGUGGAACUGUGCGAAUCCAGGGCUCCCGUCACCUUCCUCCAGUUCGACAAGAACUUCGUGCAGCUCUGCUUGACCAGAGAACCGGAGUAUGUGCCGUUCCUAGCGGAGGAGACUCUGGAGUUCCACCUCGUGGAAGUUCUGCUCAUCAACAAUGAGAACUCCAGCCAGUUCACAUGCGGGAUCCUGUGCCGCUGGUUUGAGGAAUGCCUUCGCUCCAACAGAAAGAGUGAACACUGUGGAAUUACCCAGACGGGAUGUAUCUGCCCAGAGGUCCUCCCCCCACCCCCGCCUCUGUCGGCGACCAGGCAAAACGAGUCCGUCUCCAAUGUGAUACUCCCCCCACCCAGCAGUGAUUGCUGCGUCACCGAAUUGCAUUCUACGAAUGCUAACGAUAUAGCCCCCAGAGACGCCAGGCAAGAUCAUGAUGUAGACGAGAAACAGAAGGUGAAGACCCAACGACCCAGAUCAGCUGAUCAACCAGGCACCUUCCAGGCACAGACAGGAGACCCCGCCGCGGAGGAGUGGUCCCAGUGGAGUGUAUGCUCACUGACCUGCGGACAGGGCUGGCAGGUCCGGACGCGCUCCUGCGUCUCCUCCCCGUACGGGACUCUGUGCAGCGGACCCCUGAGAGAGACAAGGCUCUGCAACAAUACGGCCACCUGCCCAGUGCACGGGCUGUGGGAGGAGUGGUCCCCGUGGAGUUUGUGCUCGGUAUCGUGUGGGAGAGGGUCCAGAACGAGAACGCGGACUUGCAGCGCUCCGCAGCACGGAGGAAAGGCCUGCGAGGGGCCCGAGGUGCAAAAUAAACUCUGCAAUAUCGCUGUGUGCCCCGUGGAGGGGCAGUGGUUGGAGUGGACUCCCUGGACCAGGUGUUCAGUGACGUGUUCCAACGGCACUCAGCAGCGCACGCGGCGGUGCAGUGCCUCAGUUCACGGCUGGACCGAGUGCAAAGGUCCCCAUGUGGACACUCGGAACUGCGUUCUCACAGCCUGCCCAGCGGAUGGGAAGUGGGGUAACUGGAACCACUGGAGCCUGUGCUCUAAGACCUGCGACACAGGCUGGCAGCAGCGGUUCCGGAUGUGCCAGGGGACGGGGGAGCAGGGCUACCCCUGUGAGGGGUCAGGGGAGGAGGUACGCACCUGCAACGACAAGAAGUGCCCAGCUCCCCAUGAGAUGUGCCGGGAUGAAUAUGUCGUGUCCAUGACCUGGAAGAGAGCAGCAGCCGGGGAGAUCGUUUACAACAAGUGUCCAUCAAACGCAACAGGAUCUGCCAGUCGUCGUUGUUUGCUGGACACUAAUGGAGUUGCUUACUGGGGCCCUCCGAGCUUCGCCAGAUGCAUCUCACACGAGUACAGAUACUUACAUCUAUCACUUCGAGAGCAUCUUGCGAAGGGUCAGAGGACCCUGGCUGGGGAAGGUAUGUCUCAGGUCGUGAGGAGUCUCCUCGAGUUAAUGUCCCGGAAGAGCUAUUACAGCGGAGACCUCUUGUUCUCAGUGGAGAUUCUCCGAAAUGUGACCGACACCUUCAAGAGAGCAACCUACAUCCCAGCAGCAGACGACAUACAGAGAUUCUUCCAGGUAGUCAGCCUCAUGUUGGACGUGGUAAAUAGAGAGAAAUGGGACGAUGCACAGCAGGUCUCCCCGGGCUCAGUGCAUCUGAUGCGGGUCGUGGAGGAUUUCAUCCACCUGAUUGGGGAUGCGCUCAAAGCAUUCCAGAGCUCUCUCAUUGUCACUGACAACCUGGUGAUCAGUAUCCAGCGCGAGCCAGUGACGGCCGUCUCAAGCGACGUCCACUUCCCGACGAAGGGCAGAAGGGGGAUGAAGGACUGGGCUAGGAGCUCGGAAGACAAGCUCUUCAUCCCCAAGGAGGUCUUCACCCUGGCAUCAUCAGAAUCGGAUGAGGCCUCGUACUUCGUAAUAGGAGCCAUCCUGUAUCGAACGCUGGGGCUGAUCCUGCCGGCACCCAAGAGCCCCUUGGUGGUCAGUUCCAAGGUUCUCACGGUGACGGUCAGGCCACUUCCCAAACCACAGGAACCAUUGGUGGUGGUGGAGCUCUCUCCCGUUUUAAAUGGCACCUCGGACCCUCACUGCGUCAUCUGGGACUACUCGAAAACGGAGGUUGGCACUGAAAACUGGGACACACAAGGCUGCCAAACGCUCCAAUCUCCUUCCAUCCACACCAAAUGUCUUUGCGAUCAGAUCUCCACCUUCGCAGUGCUUGCUCAGCAACCUAAAGAUCUGGCUAUGGGUCCUUCCGGAGUGCCAUCAGUCCCUCUAAUGAUCGGGUGUGCAAUCUCAUGUACGGCCCUGCUCAUUUUGUUGGCUGUUUAUGCAGCUUUUUGGAGGUAUAUAAAGUCAGAGCGGUCCAUCAUCUUGCUCAAUUUCUGCCUGUCCAUCUUGGCAUCAAAUAUCCUCAUUCUCGUGGGCCAGUCGCAGACUCUCAGUAGGGGGGUGUGUACGAUGACCGCUGCCUUCCUCCAUUUCUUCUUCUUGUCCUCGUUCUGUUGGGUGCUGACGGAGGCGUGGCAGUCCUACCUGGCCGUGAUUGGCAAGAUCCGGACACGCCUCAUCCGCAAGCGCUUCCUCUGCCUGGGCUGGGGAUUGCCUGCGUUGAUUGUCGCUGUGUCUGUGGGGUUUACCCGAGCCAGGGGAUACGGUACAGCAAGCUACUGCUGGCUCUCCCUGGAAGGUGGUUUGCUCUAUGCGUUUGUUGGCCCUGCAGCAGUCAUUGUUCUGGUUAACAUGCUGAUCGGGAUCGUGGUGUUCAAUAAGCUGAUGUCUAGGGAUGGAAUUUCAGAUAAGUCCAAAAAGCAGCGUGCUGGUCAGGCGAGCGAACCCCGUAGCCGACUGCUUCUCAAAUGCUCCAAGUGUGGGGUUAUCUCGAGUACAGCUCUCUCCUCCACCACCGCCAGCAACGCCAUGGCCUCUCUCUGGAGCUCUUGUGUAGUGCUCCCCCUGCUGGCUCUCACCUGGAUGUCAGCCGUGCUCGCCAUGACAGACCGGCGCUCCAUCCUGUUCCAGGUUCUAUUCGCUGUCUUUGAUUCGGUGCAGGGCUUUGUCAUCAUCGCUGUGCACUGUGCCCUGCGCAGAGAGGUGCAGGACGCUGUGAAGAGCCGCAUGGGGAUCUGUAAGAGUGAGGAGAGCGAGAACUCCCCCGAUUCCUGCAAGAACGGCCAGGCCCAGAUCAUGACAGAUUUUGAAAAGGAUGUGGACCUGGCUUGUCAGACAGUCAUUUUUAAAGAAGUGAACACAUGCAACCCUUCGACAAUCACGGGCACGCUGUCCCGAAUCUCGUUGGAUGACGACGAAGACCCCAAACUCCACACCAACACGGAAGGCCUCCACUUCUCCAGCCUGCCGGGUAACAUCCCCCCUCCUAACAUCCUGGUCCAGGUCCCGCAGAUGACUGGCUUGAACGAGCUCAACGAACAGACCCUCAAGAAAGACGUGAACCUGGACCCGCGGGGGCCCGUGUACCUAUGUACUGACAACCAUCUGCGUUCUAUGGAGCUCAACUGGGCCAGGCCUCAGGAUGCCAGCUCUGAAGGGGACUACAUGGUCCUGCCCAGGCGGACAGUCAGCCUCAAGCCCUUCUCCAAGGACGAGGGCAAACCGCUCAACAUCAAGAUGGAGCACCCCACCCAGCCGGUCCUGACCCACCGGCCGGCCGAGAAGGACAUGUACCCCAAUUUCGUCUCGGUGGACCACAUCAACAUGAACCUGAACCAGUCCUACGGCACUCUCAAGCACCCCCACGGGCUGCAGUUCAAACAGCACCCCUCGGUGCGGCAGAUCCUGGCCUCAGAGCUUGGGGACAAGAGCAGGACCAUGCCCCGGAGCAAGGGGAGCCCCAGCCUGACCGGGGGCUCCUUGGAAAGAAAAAGAGUACGGUAUUCUGACUUGGAUUUCGAGAAGGUGAUGCACACUCGAAAACGGCACUCUGAGCUCUACCACGAACUCAACCAGAAAUUUCACACAAUCGAUCGAUGCAGAGAACCGUCCACAGCGACUUUCAAGAGAGAAAAGCGAUGGAGCAUUUCGUCAGCAGGAGGUGAAAAGAAGUCUUCGAGCGAUAAGUCAACUCCAGACGACCAGCAAUGCUGGAACAGCUUCAGAGUAAUGACUCUAAACGCCAUGCAGAUGGAGCAGAAAGACAAACUGGAACUGCAUUGCAAAGACUGGGACACACCCGGCGCAGAAACUUUAGAUACAUCCGAGGGAGACUUUCAAACGGAAGUUUGAUAACAACUUUUAAUAACAAAAAAAGAAAUGAAUGAAUGGAAGAAAGAACAAUCACACACACACACGAAGAGGCUGCAUAACAGUAUAUAUAUUUUCACAGUGACACUUUACAACAAAGAAAAAAAAACUUUACAAAAAAAAUCCGGAAAUGUCUUCAUUUUCAUUUUUUUGAAGGAUUUCUUUCACCAGUUUGACAAAAAAAUAAGGAAUAUUUCUGCACCGUUUCUUUUUUGUGACACAUGUUAAGCCGUUUAGAUUUCCUUUCGUUGUUCCUUUUCCUAUUGGAUGAUAUGAGCUUUCUCUUUGAAAAAAAAAAAAGAAUUAAUUAAUAAACAAAACCAAUCCUUUUUGAAGCACUAUGCCAGCUGUUUCACUUUCAUUAAGUUGCUUUUUUUUCUUCUUUCUUUCUGACGCACCCAGUAAACUUUUCAAACCAUUAACAGCUCAGACAUUUAAUGUAGGGGCAUGGGAGUAGUUUGAAAUUGUUUACCGUAUUCCUUCGAAUUUAAGCUUUUUAACCAAUUUUUAAUCUAAAAAAUGGCCUGCGCCUUAAAUUCAAGUAGAGUAUAGUGAUGACGCUGCAGCGCUGAGCAGCUGUAGGUUCCCUGGGCACGCCCCCCAGCCAAUCAGGACCUCCCGAUCAGCUCAGCUCUGGGCAAGCCUUCCUGUUUACCACAGCAGCAGCGUUUCGUUAUUAGGCUCAGUUCUAAUCAGGCCCCCGUAUUCUUCUACUUGCCAAGCAAUACAGCAGUUCAUGAAAAGGGAGAAAAACAUGUGCAAGUGGACUGGAAAUGAGAAGCAGUGCAUAACUGUAGUGAUGUGUGUGACAGCAGAUGGCUGCAAACUGCCUCCAUACUUCGUUUUCUUAUAUGAGUAUAAAUGAGGUGCAUUUAAACCUGUUAAUAAUUUUAGCCCCCCCCCUCGGUUUUGGACAGGGGUGAAGCCCAGGUAAGUCCGACUUUGUAAGUGGAGGUCACAGUUCCCUUGGUCCAUGGAGCAGAGGCAGCUGGUUUAUCAAAUGUGCCACGCGCUGUAAACAUUACUGUCUAACCUGUGUGUGUGUGUGUCCCGAAGGUCUUGAAGCUUGCUGAUAUGAGCCACAAACCCCUCACUGUGAACCCAGACCACUCUAGUACUCAGGAGUGUUGUGGAGGCACACAGAAGUUUGAAAAACGCAGGUGUUGUCCAGUGCUGUUCUUGCAAUGCUCUGACUUUGUGAUAGACGGUACAGGAUGCAUUGCAGUUUAUUCCUGGAAGAGUGGCUUGUUUUUCCUUGAGUGACCAAGAUAAGCUGCCUUCUAGAUGAAUAAAAUGGUGUUAGUUACAGUAGUAUCCCUCAAGAAAAUCUGCACAAUGUUGCGUCAAGCUGUAUGACUCCAAGGCCUAUGAUGUGAAACUAGAAAAAAAAAAAAAAAAACUUUAUUUUGCAAUUUUUGUUUUUACCAAAAUUGCUCUCUUUACCAAAGCAGAUUUUGAGAGAAACUGUGCUCACAUUGACUUGAGGAGUUUCCCCACAUAUCAUAUCAUUGUAGUUGUUUGUACUUUCCAAAAUUUUUAAAAAUCUUGCUGUAGACUUGAACACAGUACACAACACUGAUGUGAUAACGCCUGUUUCGAAUGGAGUUAUCAAAAGAAAAUUCUCCAAACUGUUAACAACACAUUUUGAAUGGAUGAAAAACACCAGUAACAAUAAAAAAAAGAAUAAAUCUAUUAAGAAACUACGUAAGAUUGCAUACAAGCCCCUAAAUGAAAUGUCUAGAGACGAUUUGGAGUAAUGCCUUCUGGUUCUUUGUGCCUCUCAGCAUUUUUGACCAUAACCAAGCAUGACUUUGAAGUGUCCUUGUUCUGGAAUCAACAAAGCCAUCCCUAUCCGUGGCUCUCUAAGCAUGAAAGGAGGAGAUUUGAUAGAUUGGCGGUAAUCAUUCAGACAAAAUGACAGCAGCAAUCAAACUGCUCUGGGUCCUUUAAUUAGGGACAUGACAGAAAGUAGGGCAUAACGUGACAUGAAAGGGGAAAGAAUGCAUAAAUAAAUGGAAAAUCCAAGAAUAAGUCACUUAUCUUACUUGAUUUCAUAUAGAAUUGUAAUGACUAAAAAAAUAAUCAUAAUAAUAAUACAUUGCAUACAAAUGUUAAUAAAUAGGACCAGUAAAAAAAAACAAAAAGAAUCACAUUAUACGCCCCGGUAAACACGUAUGGCUGACUUUACAUUUGGAAGCAAGGUAACUUGUGUUUCCUGGGGUCAGUCGCAUCACCAUUACGCAAUCACCUUCUCAACACCCAUCCAGACCAUCUUAAACAUCACCUUUCUGAACACCUCUCCUCUGUGUUCCAUCCUGUAGAUAUUUCAGCUCCAGAUCUCUGAGGGCAGGCUCUGACACCAGCUGUGCAGAGAGCCGCGAGCAUGCGUCAGCAACCAGAGGCCCCCGGCUGAGUGUGAAUUUAGAAAGGGAGGACAGCAUUGAUCCUCAAACACUGCAGGGUGAGCAGACUCUGCAACCACGGGAUAACAAGCUUCCUGAUUUAGAGAAGCAUUGCCUGAGUCCUGGCUAGCCCAGCAGUGAAGACAUUAUUGAGGGGCAAACGGCAGUGUCUGAUGUUUGUUAUUAUUACACAAUUGGGAUUUGUAUUUUAAUUGUAUUUUUUUCAUCAAUCAAUGUAUAACACAAUUGGUUCCCCGUUGUAUAGAAAGAUGUCAAAUGUACCUCCCUCGGUUCUCACCAGAUGGCAGCAUCGAGCCUCAAGCCACAUGGCACCAAGUUUGCUAGUGAGUGUACUGUUUCUGGUAUAACUUCUCACUAUCGCAAACAAAUCCAGAGGCUGUAUUGUCAAAGGCUUGUAAACCUGCUGUAUGCAACUCCUAGAGUUUAAAGACUACCACUAAGGAUUUGGCUUACAUUGACGCUUAAAUACUGGAGAUUGUUGUUAAUUCCCGUUUGACAACAUUUUAAAAGAAUUUCAAAGGGAUUUUGGUUUUUUAAUUAUUUUGCUUUAUGUAAAAUAUGACUGACAUUUUAAAUGGUUGUGCACUUGUAAAUAAAACUUUGUCUACUUCUGUA